Molecule: messenger RNA, 1635 nt
Organism: Sphenostylis stenocarpa
Lineage: Eukaryota; Viridiplantae; Streptophyta; Magnoliopsida; Fabales; Fabaceae
Source: the annotation of a GenBank genome assembly
AUGGCCCAUGACUUUUGCAAUUCUCAACCCAACGUAACAUUUCGGCGCCUCCUACAACGUCUGAAGAUCACUGCCUCCACAUUCCACCACAACGCUGGAACAUUGUUCGACAUGCCUUCUGAGGAUAGUUUAAGGCAGAAACUAAAAAAGAGGACUAAACAUGUAUUAAGCGCUUCUAGGAAAUCUAUGAGAACUAAGAAGGAUGAAGUUUCUUUUGAAAAUGGGGUUUAUGGUAGAGGAAAUGAGUUCGAGGGAAAGCUGAAGAAAAGGAUGAACUUUAAAGGAAGGCAAUUAAGUGAAGAAAUUGAGGAUAGAGGGAAGUUAAGGACUUUGGAUUCUUCUGGGAAGAAGAGGGUAUAUGCUAAGGAGGGGAGGGAUAAAAAUGGGAAGUUAGAGAAUGGUGUAGCAACAUCUAAGAAGAGAUCAUUGUUUAAGAAAGGUGAGAAGAAAGUGAAAGAUGAUCCUGUUGAAGAGAACACUGGCCACCGUACAAUGUGGGUUCCUGGUAAGCUAAGGAAUGUUGGUUCUAAGGUCAAGCGUUUGACUCACACGGGAAAGGAAAGGAAGGAAAAUGUUGUCUUGGCUACUGCUAAACAGAAAGGCAAGGGAAAAGAGGAGUGUAAAAUGGGAUUUGCUGGGGAAGAUGAUCAAGGAAGUGUUUUGGUGAAGAGAAGUAGAGAAAAGAAAUCUGAAUUGAGCAAAAGGAAAAGUCAAGAAGUUGUAUCUGCAUCAAGUUUUGCCAAGAUAAAAACCAGAGAUAAAGUGGGAUUGGAUGAUGAUGAUGCUGAGACACUAGAUUAUCGCCCAAAGAAGAAGAAAUGGGUGAUCAAAAUUGACCCCCAUGAUAUCUCAAACAAGAGGCUAGAUGAUGGCGUUGGUGUUGAUGGAAGUAAAGAGGAGAAAGAGAAGGAGUCUGAGAAAGAGCCUAAAAUGUCCAAGAAUGCCCAGUUCCGUGCAAUACAGCCUAGCCCUUCAAUACUUUCCUUUGUGGAAAAAAAUCUUCUGGGCAGGAGACGCACGAUUGACCUAAGAAGGGCAGGUUACAAUAUAGAUCUUUCUGCACCCUUAGAUAAUAUUCCAUUCUCUAGCAGUUCAGAAAGAGAGAAAAUCGAAGAAAAUGUUUUUAGGAAUAAAUUGGAUUUUUUUGCUGCCGCAGAGGUCUCAUCAUCAUUUCCACCUCCUAAUCUUCCUGAGAUUGCAUUUGCUGGUAGGUCAAAUGUUGGGAAGUCAUCGCUUCUUAAUGCAAUCACUAGACAAUGGGGGGUUGUGCGGACAUCAGACAAGCCUGGCCUUACACAGACAAUUAACUUCUUCAAGCUGGGAACAAAGCUUUGCUUAGUUGAUUUGCCAGGAUACGGAUUUGCUUAUGCAAAAGAAGAAGUGAAAGAAUCUUGGGAGGAGCUUGUGAAGGAGUAUGUUUCCACAAGAGCUGGCCUCAAACGAGUAUGCCUUCUGAUUGAUACAAAAUGGGGUAUGAAACCAAGAGAUCAUGAACUAAUUGAAUUAAUGGAAAGAUCAAAAACUAAAUAUCAGAUCGUAUUAACUAAGACAGAUGUGGUCUUUCCAAUUGAUGUGGCACGACGUGCCAUGCAAAUUGAAGAGGCAAAGCCUCUUGCAGAACAAGUCUGUAGUUAA